CUCAUUGUCUCAUUGUAUUUGUACUUAAUUGCCAUAUUAAUUAGUACUAAGUACUAAUAAUUAGCAAGCAAGCAUGAAACUACAACAUGAGUAUCAUCUUCUUCUAAUUUUAUUUCUCUCAUGCAUCUCAAUGAGCUUUGGAGAUCUAUAUGGAAAUGCUCCGCCGCCACCUCCGGCGCCAAGCGGGGCUUUAGCGCCACCGCCACCUUUCAAGGUGGCCGGAAAACAGUUCCCACCGGAGAGCAUAGUUUGUAAUGACCCAAAUACUUCAUGUUUUGGUAGGACAUUGCAAUGUCCUAACCAAUGCCCUGAGCUUAAGCCUGCUGAUCCUAAGGCUAAGGCUUGCUUCAUUGACUGCAAUAGACCUGGUUGUGAAGAUGGUACAUGCCGGUCAAGAAAGCCGAAUUGCGAGGGCAAUGGAGCAGCAUGCUACGAUCCAAGAUUUGUAGGUGGAGACGGCAUAAUGUUUUACUUCCACGGCAAAGCCAACCACCACUUCGUCCUUGUCUCCGAUCAUAACCUCCAAAUAAACGCUCAUUUCAUCGGCAUUCGUCCGGCUGGCCGGCCUCGAGACUUCACUUGGAUUCAAUCCCUCGGUAUUCUCUUCGAAGACCACAGUUUCACACUCUCAGCAACUCAAACCUCAUCCUGGGACAACUCCCUUGAUCACCUUUCCUUCACCUUCGACGACACUACCAUUUACGUCGAUGAAGGAUAUCUUUCUUCUUGGACAUCCCCUUCGAAUAAACUCAAUGUCGAACGCACUUCAAUGGUGAAUAGCGUCACUGUAACAUUGCAGAAUGUAUUUGAAAUCAUGGUGACUGUUGUGCCGGUGACAAAAGAAGAUGAUAGAAUUCACAAAUAUCAAAUUCCGGAGAAUGAUUGCUUUGCUCAUCUUGAAGUGCAGUUCAAGUUCUUGAAGUUGUCGGAAAAAGUGGAGGGAGUGUUGGGGCAAACAUAUCGACCGGAUUUUGAGAAUCCGGUGAAGAGGGGAGUGUCGAUGCCGAUAAUGAGCGGCGAAGAAAGGUACAUUACUAGUUCUUUGCUCUCGCCGAGUUGCAAGUAUUGCAUUUUCUCUCCGGAGAAGAAGAAGAAUGUGGUUGGCAAAAAGCCGGAAAUUUCACAUGGUGCCAUGGAUUGCACUAGUGAGGUUUCUAAUGGAUAUGGAGUUGUUUGCAGAAGGUGAAGGGAGAAGUGCUGAAGGUUUAAUGAAGGGAAUAUUUAAUAUAUGGUUGAAUAAAAGGGUUUAUGGAGUUAUAUAUUUGCUUUUAAGAAUAUUAUGAAGAAAUGUAUACUGAGGUUGAUUAUAU
Molecule: messenger RNA, 1310 nt
Organism: Dioscorea cayenensis subsp. rotundata (Guinea yam)
Lineage: Eukaryota; Viridiplantae; Streptophyta; Magnoliopsida; Dioscoreales; Dioscoreaceae
Exons: 2
Coding region: 74-1186 (370 amino acids)
Source: RefSeq, a predicted model, not a curated record